CUCUUGCUCCCUCCGUGCCGGGCUGUGGCCGGGCGGCGGCAGGACAUGUCGCGCCCCGAGGCCGGCGGAGGGCGACGCCCCGGCAGCGGCCCCGCUCCGCUCCGGGAGGACUCCCUGGGGGAGUCUCGGCUUCCUGGGCUGCCUGGGGCUGAGGAAGUGGGGGCGGCCUCCGCCUCUCCCUUGUAGCCGCGGUUCCUUCCCUAUCCCGCAGAUGGCUCUGCUUCCACUUCCUGCCGCGGGCCUCCCGCUCGGGACCGUCCACUUCCUCAGUCCUCCGGCCGCGGCUUGGGCAGGGUCAGGGCUGGGAAGUGUUGCAAAAACUUAACUGCCCUCGGAACUUGCACGCGCCGUGAACUGGGCGGUGUUCCUAAAGGGCUUCGGUUUGCUGGUUUUGUUUUGGUCCUGUCUUGCAAAUGAGCAUAAAGUUGUUUCUCCCCCAGCCUCCUCCCCUUUCCUUUCUGAUAGGGGCCAGCGGCGAAGGGGCUUCUAAGGGGAAGCGCCUGGACUGGGCAUCGCCGUCCCGGUUCUUGCCGCCUGUGGGAGUGUGAGGUUAACCGUGCUCGGUGCAGGGUUGCGGGGCGCGGAGCUUGCUGCGUCCACACUGCUUGUGUGAGCAGUGUCCUCUCUGUGCUCAUUUCCAACGAGAAACGUUGGAACUUUGGUGUUCUUAUCAGAAUUUGGAUCAUUGCCAUUUUGUACCUCCUCCUAAAUGGAUACAUCUGGACAUUGUUCCUGCUCUUCAGUGGGUCAUCUGUGUGUCACAGCCUCAGAAGACCAGCGAGAUGGCUGCCAACAAGAGUAAGGGCCAGAGCUCCUUGGCCCUCCACAAGGUGAUCAUGGUUGGCAGCGGAGGCGUUGGCAAGUCAGCCCUGACGCUUCAGUUCAUGUAUGACGAGUUUGUAGAAGACUAUGAACCUACCAAAGCUGACAGUUAUAGAAAGAAAGUGGUUCUUGAUGGGGAAGAAGUUCAGAUAGAUAUUCUGGACACCGCUGGGCAAGAGGACUACGCAGCCAUUCGAGAUAACUACUUUCGGAGUGGGGAAGGGUUUCUUCUUGUGUUCUCAAUCACAGAACAUGAAUCCUUUACAGCAACUGCCGAAUUCAGGGAACAGAUUCUCCGUGUGAAGGCUGAAGAAGAUAAAAUUCCACUGCUCGUCGUGGGAAACAAGUCUGACCUAGAGGAGCGGAGGCAGGUGCCUGUGGAGGAGGCCAGGAGUAAAGCCGAAGAGUGGGGCGUGCAGUACGUGGAGACGUCAGCGAAGACCCGGGCCAACGUGGACAAGGUGUUCUUUGACCUAAUGAGAGAAAUCAGAACAAAGAAGAUGUCAGAAAACAAAGACAAGAAUGGCAAGAAAAGCAGCAAGAACAAGAAAAGUUUUAAAGAAAGAUGUUGCUUACUAUGAGUGUCAAGGUGACGGAUGAAGCCAGCUGCUCCUAAGGACACAGGGCUGGGUUGGUAAAGAGAAGGCUAUGGUUGACUUCUUGCUUGUGCUUCCCACUCUCCCCGACUUCAUUCACUCAAACUUCUUUAAAUGGGGAAAAAUAUUUGUGACUCUGUGGCUGGCAGAAGAAAUAAGCCCAUGCAAGUGGAAGGGCUGCUUUGUCAGGAGGUUGUGGAAUUUCUUUCUUCUCCCCUUCUUCCCUCCCAAAAGCUUAGCUAUGUAUAAAGUGCCACAGAUAGGAAACAGCUGUUAAUUACAAAGAGAAAGAAUUGUCAUAGCAUCUUAUUUUGUUCCUAGUUUUAUAACAUUACCAUCCUUCGUUUUGAACUACAGAUGUUGUAGUGGGUUUUGGAGGAGGGAGUGGAGUAAGAUGCCCUCCCACUUUUAUCAGUUUAGUAGUAGUACUGAGAAAAAUCCCUUCAGCUCUAAGAACACUGAAAAAUCCACCGAUUUUUUGGGUAAGCUUCUUGGCAAUACCCUGUGGAUCUGAAACAGCUAAAAAAAUGAAUUUGAAUUGCGCCAGAUAGGUCAAUACCAAGCUUCUGAUUCCUCCUCACAUAUGAAAAGUGAAAGUUGUGAGUUGUUUUCCUCUUAUUUAAACAUUGGCCUAUUAUAAUCUGUGUUGGUUAUUUUUCUCCUGUAAGCAUCCUGAUUUUUCUGUAGGAACUUUUCUUUGGCAGACCAAGUGAAGACUCAGGAAUGGUGUGCAUUAUAAAUGACACACAUUGCCACUUGUGUAGAUAUUUUUAAGUUCUUUGGCUAAGUCCUCUCCUAACUGCCUGUCCUCUGGUUAGGCCCCUCCCUCUCCACUAGUGGUGAAUGCAUGUGUCUGUCUGAUCAGCAUCACUGCACACGGAGGUCUAGUGAGCCUCUUGCUAAGUGUCACACACACUCUUCCCAAAGACGUGAUGAGUUAAAGUUGUAUUCUGAAAUCAUGAAGCCAGAGCCUGUGCCAGACCUUCUGCUACCUCUCAUAGAAUUGCUCUGUAAUUCUAAAUUUAAAAUUAGAAGUAGAGAGAGAUAAGCCAUCGCCCCUUUGCCUCUGAGAAUUGGCUGCUGUUUCUAAUAUAAUUAUUUUCUAAGAUAGCCAGAUAGUUAGAAAAAGAUUUUCAUUGAUGACAUAUCUUUAAACUUUCUUGCAUCAGUAUUCUAAAUUGAGCAAACUGAAAGAUUUUCAUCAGGAAAGGAGCACUGUGGGAAGAGCCCAGUAUUCACAUUUUUUCCCCAUUUUUCAGAAGCGACAUUUCAUAUAUAGGUGCCAAAAGUGAAUCGGGGUGCGGAGAGUGGGAACCUUUUGAAUUUAUGAUUGUCACAGAGAUGGUAGAAAUUAUGAUCUGACUGGAAAACAAUCCUGUAUCCCCUCCCAAAGAAUCAUGGGCUUUUUUUUUGAAUAAAAAAGCAGACAAAUAGA
This is a messenger RNA of Homo sapiens (human), 2853 nucleotides long. It is a transcript of the gene RALB, whose product is annotated as RAS like proto-oncogene B. The record is from RefSeq and is a predicted model, not a curated record. Gene Ontology annotation, molecular function: G protein activity; ATPase binding; GTP binding. The coding region runs from base 783 to 1403 and encodes 206 amino acids. Gene Ontology annotation, cellular component: membrane; plasma membrane; midbody. Gene Ontology annotation, biological process: signal transduction; receptor internalization; positive regulation of epidermal growth factor receptor signaling pathway. Lineage: Eukaryota; Metazoa; Chordata; Mammalia; Primates; Hominidae. The transcript has 6 exons.